Molecule: messenger RNA, 333 nt
Organism: Brenthis ino (lesser marbled fritillary)
Lineage: Eukaryota; Metazoa; Arthropoda; Insecta; Lepidoptera; Nymphalidae
Source: the annotation of a GenBank genome assembly
AUGGUUGAAGACUCUAGCUUGAAUUCAAAUAAAUCUAAGGUCAAAACAACACGUCCAAAAGCAGUAUAUUUAUGGACAGAGGCUGACGUACAAAAAUGGCUUAGUCGUCACUGUAGUGAUUAUUAUAAUUUAUAUUGGGAAAGGUUUCAUGAGCAUGAUAUUACAGGAAGGGCUUUAGUCCGUAUCAAUGAUAACACAUUGCUUAGAAUGGGAAUAACUAACAAAGAACAUAGAGAAGCCAUUUGGAGAGAGAUAUUAAAGUUGCGACUCAAGACUGAUAUAGUUGAAAUAAGAGAUUUAGAGAGAAGACACUACUAUUUUAAUUAUGACUUG